Labrus bergylta (ballan wrasse) is the source of this 2802-nucleotide messenger RNA. Lineage: Eukaryota; Metazoa; Chordata; Actinopteri; Labriformes; Labridae. The record is from RefSeq and is a predicted model, not a curated record.
UUCACAAGCAGCAUGGAGAAUGGGAGGGACCAAUUCCCAUUUCCAUACCAGCCCUAUAACAUCCAGCAGCAGUUUAUGGAAGCCCUAUACAGUGCACUGCACCAGGGGAAAGUUGGCAUCUUUGAAAGUCCAACUGGAACGGGCAAGUCUCUGAGUCUGAUAUGUGGAGCGCUGAGCUGGCUCACAGACCAUGAGGAGAAGAGGAACAAGGAGGCGGCUGCUCUGCUGCAGGAAGGAGAAGCCGCUCUUGUCUCUCCUACCGCCGAGUCCUCCACUACCAGCUCCUCAGCAGAGCCCGACUGGAUCACUGAUUUCGUCCAAAAGAAGGCGGAACGAGAUCUGGUGUCAAAACUGAAGGAGGAAGAACUGAAAAGAAAGAAACGGGAAGAACGAUUAGAAAUGAUCAGGAACAACGUUCAGCUUAAGUAUGCUAUGAAAAGAAAAAGCUGCGAAGAUGACGAGGCAGAGAAAUUGCUGAAGCUCAGCAAAGAAGAGCAAACGGAGACGCAGGGGGAUCGAGAGGACGAGGAGCUUAUCGUUGCAGAGUAUGAGAGUGAUGACGAAUCAAAGACCAAGAGCAGAGUUAAUGUUGCUGAGGAUGACGCAGACGAUGAACUGGUGGAAGAGCAUGUUGCAAAGAUUUACUACUGCAGCCGCACUCACUCCCAGCUGGCCCAGUUUGUCCAUGAGGUCCAGAAAAGCCCCUUCAGCAAGGACAUCAGUGUGGUCACACUGGGCUCACGCCAGAAUCUUUGCAUCAACGAGGAGGUGCUUCGCCUGGGCAGCAUCCAGCGCAUAAACGACCGCUGCAUGGAGAUGCAGAAAAACAAACACGAGAAGCAGCAUCAGGAAGACGGUGCAAAGCGUAAGCGAGGCCCGGCGAAGAGUGUGUGUCCCUUCAACAAAGCUUCAGCGAUGCAGCAGAUGAGGGAUGACAUCCUGGGUUCAGUCCAUGACAUCGAGCAGCUGCUGAAACUAGGCAGACAAACGCACUCCUGUCCGUACUACUCCACACGUCUCGCCAUCCCCCCUGUUUAGUUGGUGGUGUUGCCCUAUCAGAUGGUACUCCAUGAAGCUACAAGAAAAGCAGCAGGGAUCCAGCUAAAGGGACAGGUGCUGAUCAUAGAUGAAGCUCAUAACCUCAGUGACACACUGUCUUGUAUACACUCUGCAGAGCUCAAUGGAGCGCAGCUUUGCCGUGCCCACUCUCAGCUCACGCAGUAUGCAGACCGCUACAGGAGCAGGCUGAAGGCAAAGAACUUGAUGUACAUCAAACAGAUCCUGUUUGUGAUUGAGGGACUCGUCCGUGUGCUGGGAGGUAAGGUCGGCCAAAAUCCUCACACCCAGACCACACAAACAGGAACUGAAAUGCUAACUAUAAAUAACUUCCUCUUCAAGGCUCAAAUUGACAACAUCAACUUGUUCAAGUUACAGAGAUACUUUGAGAAGAGCCUAAUCAGCAGAAAACUUGUCAGCUUUGUUGAGAAGUAUGCAGGAUCGGGAGUUAGUCUGCACACUCAGAGCAGCUCCAACAAGGAGAACCGACGCACAGAGGGAUUAAACCGCUACCUUCAGACUCUACAGAGCAGCCAGAGCGCUUCACCAGUUCCUUCAGCAGACCAGCAGGGGUCAGCAGAGGCAGAGAAAGUGCUGUCUGCGUCUCCCAUGAUGCAGGUCGAAGGCUUCUUUAUGGCUCUGACAAACAGCAACGCAGAUGGCAGAGUGGUGGUGCAAAGACAAGGUGCUUUAUCAGACAGUAGUGUCAAGUUCCUGCUGUUGAAUCCAGCGGUCCACUUUGCCCAGGUGCUGAGCGAGUGCAGAGCAGUCAUCAUCGCAGGAGGCACCAUGCAGCCAGUUUUAGACUUCAAACAAGAGCUGCUGUUUUCUGCAGGAGUGGGAGAGGAGCGCAUCGCCGAGUUUUCCUGUGGUCAUGUUAUUCCUCCUGAGAACAUUCUCCCCAUCGUCUUGUGCAGCGGUCCGUCGGGUCAGGAGCUGGACUUCACUUUUCAGAACAGGGACUCUCCACGCAUGAUGGAUGAGACGGGGCGUAUUCUCUCCAACAUCUGUAACGUGGUCCCGGGCGGAGUCGUGUGCUUCUUCCCUUCUUACGAGUACUCGAGACGGAUCAUUUCUCACUGGGAGGCCAGCGGAGCACUCACUCGUCUGGCUAACAAAAAGAAGAUAUUCCAAGAGCCAAAGAAAGCUAACCAGGUCGAACAGGUGCUGAGCGAGUUCUCCCGCUGCAUUCAGAGGUGCGCUCUGGACAGCAGCGGGCUCACCGGAGCGUUGUUGUUCUCUGUGGUCGGAGGAAAGAUGAGCGAGGGCAUCAAUUUCUCUGAUGAUCUCGGAAGGUGUGUGGUGAUGGUGGGAAUGCCGUAUCCCAACAUCAAAUCUCCAGAGCUGCAGGAGAAGAUGUCUUAUCUGGACAAACACCUGUCUCACAGUGGAGGGAGGAGCCCUGGACAGGCGCUAAUAGAAAACCUGUGCAUGAAGGCUGUCAAUCAAUCCAUAGGAAGAGCUAUCCGUCACCGUGGCGACUAUUCCUCCAUGGUGCUGUGUGACAAACGUUAUUCUCGACCCGCUACGCUCGCUAAACUUCCCGCGUGGAUCAAAGAUCGCACCAGCACACACGCCUCGUUUGGCUCUGCUUUCGCUGCCCUACGGAAGUUCUUCCUGGAGAAGAAGCAGAAGCAAGUGUAGUUUCAACGUAACUACUGAGUUGAUGAAGAACGUCGGGAGAAAACCAGCGCAACAGCAUUCAGUCUGCACGUUCAGCAACCUCAGAAAUGAAACAUGUUCUAA